AUGCGAAUAUCAAGCCUCCAGCUUGAAGAAAACAAUCCUACAUUGCCACUUUUUCAUCCUGACCACGAGAUUGAGGACUACGCAGCGGAUUCUCCAGAGUGGCACUCCUCAGAUGAUGAGAUGGUCCAGAAUUGCCAGCUGUAUGACUAUGAGGGACGUCUUCAAAGGCAAUCUGAUGACUAUGCAAACCUCGCAUUGGAGCACUACAACAACGAUGAGAAGAAUGAGAUCAAGUAUGAGUUAAUCAAAGCGAUAAUCAGCAGUGCAAUGUGGAAUCAAGUUUUAUAUGGUCAUGUAAACUUCAUAGCAAAAGGCACUUUGAAGAAUUCAAAGGAGGAGUUCUUCUUUGCAGAGCUACGAUAUGAAUAUGAUGUAGGUGAUUAUGUGCCUACGUGCAUAGUUGCUCUUGAAGAAAAUGAAAGAGUUGAUGGGUUUGGGGGAACUGAGAGUGAAACGGAUCGCAUGACUAAGCGUAUUGAUAAUCAGCACUACUAUGCUUGUGGAGAGCUAGUUAAGCACCCAGCAGAUGGGUCAUUGUACGAGGCUAGUCACAUUGCAAAUCAUUGUUGUUAUGGCCAUUGGUACUGA
Messenger RNA from Aegilops tauschii subsp. strangulata, 588 nucleotides. The record is from RefSeq and is a predicted model, not a curated record. Lineage: Eukaryota; Viridiplantae; Streptophyta; Magnoliopsida; Poales; Poaceae.